AUGGCAAAAGGUAGCAGGCAAUACUCAUUGAGGUAUAAAUAUCCAUUACCUAUACAUCCGAUAGAUGACCUUCCGCCUUUAAUUCUUCAUAAUCCGAUCUCAUGGGCAUACUGGAUAUACAAAUACAUACGAUCUUCCAAUAAUGUGAAAGAUAAAAUUCAUGUUGAUAUCAUUGGGAAUAGAUACCCACGUAUUUUAGUGAAAGAUGAUGUUCAAAUGCUUUAUUUAUGGGAUAAUGGGUUUUUCGGAACUGGUCAACUGUCUCGUAGUGAACCUACAUGGAAGAGCAGAACUGAAGCAAGACUAGAUGCGGAUGACAGCAUAGCUGCUGAUAAGUCACAAUUGACUUUGGAGAAAGUUACUCAGAGAAGGAGAUUACAAAGAUUGGAGUUCAAGAAAAUGCGUGAACAAUUGGAGAAUCAACUUCUUCAAUUAAGAAGAAGUGGUGGUAGCAAAGAACAAGAAUAUGCAUUGUUAGAGAGAGAAAGAGAAGCACUUCGAGAUUUUAAGGCUCAACAAUCUUUCCAUGAUGAACUUGAUAAUGUAGCUACCGAUGAAGGCCAGAUAAACGGUGGUGAGAAUGAAAUAUCUGUACGAGAAGAAGAUUCCGAGUUGAUUGACGGAAAUGGUAACAUCAAGCAACUGGAAGCAUUGGAACUAAUGCCUGUUGAAGCAAUAUUUUUGACUUUUGCUCUACCUGUUUUAGACAUAGAUAUGUCCUCGCUUUUUACGAGGUUGCAUGCCUAUUCUUCAGGUGAUAUAGAGUACAAAAAUAUACAUAAUCUGAUGAUACAGUAUGUAUCAUACCACCAUUAUCGUUCCCACGGGUGGUGUGUAAGAUCAGGUAUCAAAUUUGGCUGUGAUUAUCUCCUAUAUAAGAGGGGUCCACCCUUUCAACAUGCUGAAUUCUGUAUAGUGACCAUGGAUGCGCAUACUACGAAAGAUUAUACAUGGUAUUCGAGUAUAGCGAGAGUCUGUGGAGGUGCAAGAAAAACCUUGGUAUUAUGUUAUGUCGAAAGAUUAAUUUCUGAGGAGAAAGUCAUGGCUCUCUUGAAUAAGAGAGACUAUGCAGGUAUCUUUUCUAGCUAUAAAAUCAAUGAAGUAACCUAUAAAAGAUGGGUUCCUGGUAAAAACCGAGAUUGA
Molecule: messenger RNA, 1143 nt
Organism: Naumovozyma dairenensis CBS 421
Lineage: Eukaryota; Fungi; Ascomycota; Saccharomycetes; Saccharomycetales; Saccharomycetaceae
Gene: SEN2
Product: tRNA splicing endonuclease subunit SEN2
Exons: 1
Coding region: 1-1143 (380 amino acids)
Biological process (GO): tRNA splicing, via endonucleolytic cleavage and ligation; tRNA-type intron splice site recognition and cleavage
Cellular component (GO): tRNA-intron endonuclease complex
Molecular function (GO): nucleic acid binding; tRNA-intron lyase activity
Source: RefSeq, a predicted model, not a curated record